Prunus mume (Japanese apricot) is the source of this 2426-nucleotide messenger RNA. It is a transcript of the gene XSP1, whose product is annotated as xylem serine peptidase 1. Lineage: Eukaryota; Viridiplantae; Streptophyta; Magnoliopsida; Rosales; Rosaceae. The record is from RefSeq and is a predicted model, not a curated record. Gene Ontology annotation, biological process: proteolysis. Gene Ontology annotation, molecular function: serine-type endopeptidase activity.
AUGUGGAGCAAGACAAUUAGUUUUCCCCUUCCUCUUGAUCAUUGGCUGCUGCUUCUUCUUCUUCUUCAUUUGAUCUUAGUAGGCCUUGCUUGUGUUCAAGGAAAUGACCAAAAGAAGUUUUACAUUGUGUACUUGGGAGAUCAUGCUGUGAAUGAGGACUCUGAAGCAGCCCAAACACAUAUUGAUAUCCUCUCAUCUGUGAAAGAAAGCUAUGUUGAGGCUAAAGAGUCCAUGGUUUACAGCUACACAAAGAGCUUCAAUGCAUUUGCUGCUAAGCUUUCUAGUGAUGAAGCCGAAAGAUUAUCGGGAAUGGACGAAGUUCUGUCCGUGCUUCCGAAUAGGUAUCACAAGCUGCACACAACAAAAUCAUGGGACUUCAUUGGGUUACCAUUAAAAGCUAGACGAAAUUUAAAGCUUGAACGUGACAUAAUUGUUGGUCUCCUUGAUACAGGAAUUACUCCAGAGUCCAAAAGCUUUAAGGGCGACGGCUUUGGUCCUCCACCAGCAAAAUGGAAAGGAACUUGUGGCCACUUUGCUAAUUUCUCAGGAUGCAACAACAAGAUCAUAGGUGCCAAGUACUUCAAGCUUGAUGGAAAUCCAGAUCCAGCUGACAUCUUAUCUCCUAUAGAUGUGGAUGGUCAUGGGACUCAUACCUCAUCAACCUUAGCAGGCAACCAAGUUCCCAAUGCCAGCCUCUUUGGCCUAGCCAUGGGCACUGCAAGAGGUGCAGUGCCCUCAGCUAGGGUGGCCAUGUACAAAGUGUGCUGGGCUAGCUCCGGCUGCACAGACAUGGACAUCCUAGCUGCAUAUGAUGCUGCCAUACACGACGGUGUCGAUGUUAUAUCAAUUUCUAUUGGUGGAGGGGGGCCAAAUUACGUUCGGGACAGUAUAGCAAUAGGUGCAUUUCAUGCCAUGAAGAAGGGCAUCAUCACUGUGGCCUCAGCUGGAAAUGAUGGACCAAGUUUGGGAAGUGUUGUUAACCAUGCACCAUGGUUUGUGACUGUGGCAGCGAGUGGCAUUGAUAGGCAGUUCAUUAGUAAAGUUCAUCUGGGAAAUGGCAAGGACGUCUCAGGGAUUGGAGUGAACACAUUCAAUCCAAAGAAAAACUUGUACCCUCUUGUUAGCGGGGUUGAUGUAGCACGAAACUCUCAAACCAAGGAGAGUGCAAGGUUCUGUCUUCAGGAUUCAUUAGACCCUAACAAGGUAAAGGGAAAGCUUGUUUUAUGCAAACUGGAAAAUUGGGGAGCAGAUUCUGUUGUUAAGGGAAUUGGAGGUGUUGGCACUAUUAUUGAAGAUGAUCAGCUUCUUGAUGCUGCUCAAAUAUUCAUGGCACCAGGAACCAUGGUCAAUGAUACAAUUGGAGAAAUCAUAGAUGAGUAUAUACAUUCAACAGGAUCACCAUCAGCAGUGAUAUCCAAGUCUCACGAAGCAAAGAAACGUGCUCCGUUUAUCGCUUCAUUCUCAUCCCGUGGUCCGAAUCCAGGAUCAGAACGCAUCCUCAAGCCUGAUAUUGCAGCACCUGGGGUUGACAUUUUGGCAUCUUACACUCUAAGAAAGUCACUCACUGGGUUGGAAGGUGAUACACAAUAUUCAGAAUUUACAAUCAUGUCUGGAACUUCCAUGUCAUGCCCCCAUGUUGCUGGAGUAGUAGCAUAUGUAAAGUCCUUCCACCCUCAUUGGUCACCAGCUGCAAUCAGAUCUGCCAUCUUGACCACAGCGAAACCGAUGAGCCAGAGGGUGAACAGCGAUGCAGAAUUUUCCUAUGGUGUUGGCCAAGUGAACCCAACUAAAGCUGUAAACCCAGGCUUAGUCUAUGACAUGGAUGGGACAUUGUCCUACAUUCAGUUCCUCUGCCAUGAAGGCUAUAAAGGGUCCUCAUUAGCCCCUUUAGUGGGCUCAAAGUCCGUAAACUGUUCCUCAUUGCUGCCUGGACAAGGCUAUGAUGCUCUCAACUAUCCCACUAUGCAGCUCAGCUUGAAAAGCAGCAAACAACCAACAGUAGGUGUUUUCAGAAGAACUGUCACCAAUGUGGGUCCUGCUAAAUCCACCUACAAUGCCACCAUCAGAGCACCAAAAGGAGUUGAAAUCAUUGUUAAGCCCAUGAGCUUGUCUUUCUCUACCACUUUGGAAAAGAGGACCUUCCAAGUUGUGGUAAAGGCGAACCCAAUGCCUAGUAUGCGAAUGAUAUCUGGCUCCCUCGGAUGGAAAAGCUCUCGUUACACGGUGAGGAGCCCCAUUGUCAUUCACAGUCCAUGAGGAUGUUACUUGAACUUGAAGGUACGUAGUAUAGGAAAUCAAUGAAGGACUAAGUCCAUGUACAAUGAACAAGAGUGAACUAUAUUUGCAUUCUCACAUGCUCUCUCCAAUGUAUUGAAUGUAAAGAAAAAAGAAAUACAAAUAGAAAUUGAAACAAAUAAAAACUUUGU